AUGACUCUCUUUUCUCGGACUAGCAACCCAUUUCUCCCCUCCAUUAAAGUUAGGGUUGUUCCGUUCGGUAUGGUUCAUCUUUCUCCUGCGAGGACAGGUUCGUCUCAGGGGACCCGCUCCUCCACAGCGCCAACACCUUUUGCUCCUUACAAUUGGCCAAAAAGUGCCCGACCACACCACACGUCCAGCAUUUCAGAGGUCUUACUUGCACUGGAGCCACCCUGUCUCUUACUUUUUCACGGGGGGCACCAGCGUAUUAAAUCGCUUUAUCCCCAGUUUACGGUCUCCCACUGCCGUACACCACCGAGCCUUGUGCCCGAACUCACCACAAGUCGUGCAGUCUGGCCCCAAAGACCUUGGGUCGCUUCCAUAGUUUAUCGGACAGUCGCGGGCCCGAUGCCCACCAUACUUGCAAGUCCAGCACAAGUCCAACACACCAGCCCAAAACGCAAAAUGCAGAUCCCAGGCUCUCCUAUUGGGAACUGCCUCAGCCUUCCAGUCCUCUUCCACCUCUUCUUUCGGGUCCCGUAUUUGGAUCCACUCCCGGUCUUUCUUUUCAUCACUACCUUGCCCCCCGUGGGUUCCUACCUACACCCCUCUUAUUUGAUCCCAGAGUCGCUCCAGCUUGAGAGCCGCCUCUAUGGCUGCAGCCAGGCUGACCAGUCCCCCCUUCAGAACAUCGCCCCUCAGAACUUGGACACCUGCCCCGCUGCGGCGUCAAAGUUAUUUUUCUAUCAUUAUUCGUCAACACUUCUCAGAAGCAUCCCGUGUAUCUAUCUAUCUAUCUAUCUAUCUAUCUAUCUAUCUAUCUAUCUAUCUCCAUAUAUAUAUAUAUAUAUAAGUUUUUGUUUUUUUUCUUCUGACUCUGUCUAUUUUCUUAAAAUGGGGGAUGUUGGCUGGGUGUUGCCUAUUGUUAUUUUUGGCUCCUUUCUUUCCUUCAUUGGUUUGCCAGGACACUUGCUCAUCAAGUUAUGCAACCUUUUUUCCAGUAUCUAUGAUUUAAUGUUUUAA
Molecule: messenger RNA, 1011 nt
Organism: Acanthosepion pharaonis
Lineage: Eukaryota; Metazoa; Mollusca; Cephalopoda; Sepiida; Sepiidae
Source: the annotation of a GenBank genome assembly